Messenger RNA from Leishmania braziliensis MHOM/BR/75/M2904, 924 nucleotides. RefSeq lists its product as hypothetical. The coding region runs from base 1 to 924 and encodes 307 amino acids. The transcript has a single exon. Gene Ontology annotation, molecular function: calcium ion binding. The record is from RefSeq and is a predicted model, not a curated record. Lineage: Eukaryota; Euglenozoa; Kinetoplastea; Trypanosomatida; Trypanosomatidae.
AUGCCGCGCAGCGCGGAGGCUGUGGAGGAGCUGGCGCGACGCUACUACCUCACCACAGCGCUUGUGGAAGAAGCAGGGCGCCUUUUUGAUGCGUACGCCGAAAGCGGAAGUGCUCAGCCAGCGAAGUGCAACACGGAACCCUUCAUUACGGUCUCGGGGCUGCAGCGGCUCAUGGCGAAGAUGGGCACCUCACUCUCGCAGCAGGAAGUGGUGGAGCUACUCCGCUUCUUUGGCAGCGCCGCGGCCGUCCCUUUCCAGGAAGAAGGUGAGUUGUCGGAGGCUCUGGCCAAUAGUCAACAGUCACCGAUCGGCAAGAGGGGUUCCUUUACAGCGGCGACAACGGCGCCUGCAAGUUCGCAGCCUUCACGCCAACGACACAAGAAAAGCGGCGCAAUGGCACGGAAGACUGACGCCAAGAAUGCCUUUGCAUCCUCACCAGCCCUUGCCCUAGACCACAAUGCAGGUAAUACAGCCAGCGGUGAUGCUGCAUCUGCGAGCUCAUCGCCGUCGACUGCGCCGCUCAUCAUCGUGUCACCUCCCUCCGCCGUGACCACGGAUGGCAUGAGCUUUUCCGCCUUUUUGUACUUUCUUUUGGUGUAUCCUGAGCUGGCUCAGCGGGCCUCGGCGAAAGCAGCCACCACAUCAGCGUUCGGCGCUGCUGCGCUCAGCGGCCUCGAUGUCAACGUUCCAGAGCUCUUUGCGACAAUCGACACGGACGCGGAUGGGGUAUGGGGCGUACACGACCUCCGCUACGCUGCCGAGGCGUGCGUGAUGGAAGAUGGCGGACUCCUUCAGGACGACCCCGAUCUAUGCCGCUUGGUAGAGAUGCAUCCAGCAGAGCUUGCCGCUGCCCUUCACGAGUUGGACAUUGAUGGAGACGGCGUUGUGACGGUAGACGAUGUGCGCCAUGCACUGUAUUACUGA